Messenger RNA from Porites evermanni, 890 nucleotides. The record is from the annotation of a GenBank genome assembly. NCBI's taxonomy places the organism in Eukaryota, Metazoa, Cnidaria, Anthozoa, Scleractinia, Poritidae.
AUGACUAGAGUCUUCAGGGAUGUGUUGAAAUAUGUUCACAAAAAUAUUGAAUACGGUGAAGGGUCAUUACUCAAUAAAUCUAAUUUUAGUACGCUAUUCCCCUUCCUGUAUUUCGACUUAACAAAACAGAAAAUGGACAUUAAGGAUGGCACUACAAAACUGACACUCAAAUAUGAGCUAUGUGGAACAACGGCAACAGCCUACUCAAUUUACGCAUUAACAUUAUACGAGCAGGAUAUUGAACUAAUUCAAAAGGAUGGUAAAAUAAUACUCAGAUCGUAAAUUGAAUAUGGUUAAAAUUAUGUAACAUAUAUUAUAUACAAGUAAUGACGAAAUGUUAUCCUUAUGGUGUGUCACUUAGUAAAGGACAAUUGGAAAAGCUUUCGCGAGCUUACAACAAUAAUUCUGCAAUAACAAUUAGACUUACCAGAAAUGAGUUAUCCGGUCCACAUGAAUUAAUGCUCACAAAAACUCAGAUCAAUAAAUUGAAAAAAGCAAUGAGCCAGGGUACAGGAUCGGAUAUCAAAAUAUCAAAAACACAAAUCAGAAAGGCUGUUAGACAGGGUGGUAGUUUGUGGGGAUCAUUAAUCAGUUUAGGAAGCAAGUUACCACCUAUGGCAAUGCCAUUAGCCAAAAAAGCUAUCGCACCGCUUGCAACAGGCGCGUUAUCAGGUUUAGCCAGUCUCGGUGUGGAUAAAAUAUUCGGAAAAGGUCAACGAGGAGGUUUUCUUGUUCCAAUAGAUAAAAUAGCACAAUUGGUUGCAUACAAACAUUUACUGACCACGGGGCAGAAAAAGGAUAUUCUUAAGUCUCUACAAACUGGCAACGGAUUAGUUGUCCGGCCAACUAAAACACAGAAGGGGGGGAUUCUUAGGAACUCUACCGGCUAG